UUGAUGCAGCCAACGCUCUGGAGCAAGAAACUAAACUGGGGUUACGACGCUUUGAAGUUUGUGACAACAUUGAUCUUGAAACUAUUUUGAUGGAAUAUGAGAGCUAUUAUUUUGUAAAAUUUCAAAAAUACCCCAAAAUUGUCAAAAAGGCAUCAGACACAGGAGAAAAUAAUUUACCGCAGAGAAGUGGAGGGAAGAACAGAAGGAUGAUGAGCGACAGUUGUCAAAAUCUUCCCAAGAUCAGUCAGCAGAGGCCACGGUCCAAAACCACAGCAGCGAAGACAGGGGACACCAAAUCUCUCAAUACGGAGCUUCCUAAACAGGAGGUUGUCAACCCUCGCAUGGAGAGUGCUGACUUUGGCUUAAAUAUAUCAAGAAUCAACAAAGACAAUGGAGAGGAAAACACCCACCUACGUAGAGGCCCAACUAUUGACUUCCGAGGGCUGCUCACAGAUGCUAUCAAAGGAGAAACCGGUGAACCUACCUUGAACACCUUUGACUGUAACCCAGACCCCUCGGAACGAUUGCUGAAACCUCUGAGUGCAUUUAUUGGCAUGAACAGUGAGAUGCGAGAAUUGGCAGCCGUGGUGAGCCGGGACAUUUAUCUCCGUAAUCCAAACAUAAAGUGGAAUGACAUUAUUGGACUCGAUGCAGCCAAGCAGUUAGUCAAAGAAGCUGUUGUGUAUCCUAUAAGGUAUCCACAGCUGUUUACAGGAAUUCUUUCUCCCUGGAAAGGACUACUGCUUUAUGGCCCUCCAGGUACAGGAAAGACUUUACUGGCCAAAGCUGUGGCCACUGAAUGCAAAACAACCUUCUUUAACAUUUCCGCAUCCACCAUUGUCAGCAAAUGGAGAGGGGAUUCAGAAAAACUUGUUCGGGUGUUAUUUGAACUUGCCCGCUAUCAUGCCCCCUCCACCAUCUUCCUGGACGAGCUGGAGUCAGUGAUGAGUCAGAGAGGCACGGCUCCUGGGGGAGAACAUGAAGGAAGCCUUCGGAUGAAGACAGAGUUACUGAUGCAGAUGGAUGGGUUGGCUUGCUCAGAAGAUCUUGUGUUUGUCUUAGCAGCUUCUAACCUGCCAUGGGAGCUGGACUGUGCCAUGUUACGCCGCCUGGAGAAGAGGAUUCUGGUUGAUCUUCCCAACCCGGAAGCCAGGCAGGCCAUGAUCCACCACUGGCUGCCCCCUGUGUGCAAAAGCAGAGCCCUGGAGCUGCGCACGGAGCUGGAGUACAGAGUGUUGAGCCAGUUGUGCUGUUACUGUUGUGUUUUUUAUCUAGAUAGCAGCAAUUUACCUGAGAUCCAGUUGGAUACAGUGACCACUGCUGACUUUUUGGAUGUGCUAGCUCAUACCAAACCCUCAGCAAAGAAUCUGACUCAGAAAUACUCAGCCUGGCAAAGAGAGUUCGAAUCUGUUUGAAAUCACAUUUACCCUGACCUGGACACACAGGUAACCACAGAGGCCUCCUAGUUUAUUAGUGUAAGUGGGAGAAGAAUACGAUGAUUGGAAUAGAAAAGGGAAAAUUAUUCUGGAAGAUGGGAUUCAUUUGGACAACUGUAUUUUUUGGAAAUUUGAGAUAUUUUCAUGAGAGAUGUCAGCAAAAUUAUUGAAGAUUUCAAUUACAUGUAUAUGUGCAAUGGAUAUUUUUCUCACAA
Galeopterus variegatus (Sunda flying lemur) is the source of this 1651-nucleotide messenger RNA. It is a transcript of the gene KATNAL2, whose product is annotated as katanin p60 subunit A-like 2. The transcript is spliced from 13 exons. NCBI's taxonomy places the organism in Eukaryota, Metazoa, Chordata, Mammalia, Dermoptera, Cynocephalidae. The record is from RefSeq and is a predicted model, not a curated record. Bases 90 to 1415 code for a protein of 441 amino acids. Gene Ontology annotation, molecular function: ATP hydrolysis activity; ATP binding.